AUGUCGUACUUGAUCCAAGGUGUUCUCAUCAGCGCGUUGUUUAUCGCAAUGGGUGACGCCAUCAAAUGUUGGGAAUGUAAAAGCCACGCCGAUCCGCUAUGCGCCGACCCAUUCGACAACACGACUCUCCCCAUCACUGAAUGCAACAGGAGGUAUCUGCCUCAUCUUCCCAAUUUGAUUGCCACGAUGUGCCGCAAGGUUCGCCAAAAGGUGAACGGAAACUGGAGGGUCAUUCGAUCUUGUGCAUAUCUGGGAGAGCCCGGCGAAGGCCACGGCGACGAAAAUUAUUGCUUGAUGCGUACCGGCACCUUCGACGUUUUCAUCGAGACCUGCACUUGUAACUCAAAGGACGGCUGCAAUUCGUCAGUGGCCCUCAAGUCUAUGUCUCUCCUGCUCAUGUUGACGCUAGCGAAAUUGAGUGCUGAAAUUCUCAAUCCCCGAUCCUGCAUGACCCUGCAGAUAUACGCGGAGCUCGUCGAAUGA
This is a messenger RNA of Galendromus occidentalis (western predatory mite), 483 nucleotides long. RefSeq lists its product as uncharacterized. NCBI's taxonomy places the organism in Eukaryota, Metazoa, Arthropoda, Arachnida, Mesostigmata, Phytoseiidae. The record is from RefSeq and is a predicted model, not a curated record. The transcript is spliced from 4 exons. Gene Ontology annotation, biological process: regulation of synaptic transmission, cholinergic; sleep; positive regulation of voltage-gated potassium channel activity. Bases 1 to 483 code for a protein of 160 amino acids.